CACAAGAUAAAAUAAAUAAGCAUAAAUAUGGGUUGUAUUUACAAUGGUGUGUGUUCUUCACUGGUUGCCCUUUUCUCGUGGCAACAGGUCACAAAUCUUGCUGCUCUCUCUCUCUCUCUGACACAAAAAGCUUCCUGUUUUUGUGUAUAUAAGUUGGAUUUGUGGUUGAAAUGUAAUAUUUGAUCUUACAGAUGUUGUUUAUAGGGGUAUGAAUACAUUUGCAAGGGAUUACAGCCCCAAUGGGCCCUGGUUAAAAGUUGUGCACUAUAUAUAGGAUGCCAUUUAGGUUGAUUCCCAUCCCCUGUCCCUGGCCUUGACUCCAGACUCAAACCUUAUUGAUUCAAUAUAUGUAGGGAUGGACACCGGUUCUGCUCUGGUUCCUUCUCACUCUCUUUUCGCCGUCUUUGAUUAUGUGGGUUUUUAUGUGCGCCAAACUUGGUGCAAAACCACGCCCACGAGUAGCCGAGCAAAAGCCGCGCUGAUUGGACAGCUUGUUCUGACGUUCCUUUUCAGGAAGUAAACGCGACAUUUUCGGGUUUGCUAUAUAAGCUGGUAUCAAAAAUAAGAAAAGUAACUCCUAGCGACAUCAACAGACUGCAAAGCGUUAUUGAUUUACCUCGCAGCCAGUGGACUGAAGAUUGUCGACACUGCUGGAAAUAUUUUCAAGCUAUUAUCUAGCAAGUUUACAUUUGCAAGUAGCUAGCUAGCUAUCGAGUGUGCUGCUGUGUUGAGACGGACAACCAUCAUCAACGGUAUUGCUAACGAACGUUAACCUCAACUAAAGAGCUUUCCCCGUUAUCUCGUGCGCUACCGUCGCCGCUCCAAUAUGCCUCGCGAGUGCGCUGUUAAAACGUGCGACAACAAGCAAAAGACUUGGUCGGCUCUAAUGUUUCACCGACUUCCACUGAGUCAUCCGGACCGAUUGAAACUGUGGCUGAUUGCUCUGAACAAAGAUGCUAAUACCGCGACCGACGACCUCAGAAAGUUACUCGUUUGCUCGGAACAUUUUCUACCGGCGGACUAUUACGAGAAGCUGGGACAGGACAGACACAGCAGGAUGAGAAUCAUGAAAAGUUUCCUGAAGGAUACGGCGGUGCCGUCGGUGGCCGUUCACACGCCAGGACAACGUGGAAUAAUUUCGGUUGAGACGGGAGACGUACCUCCAGGGACUGACUCCCUGUCUGCUGGAGGGGCAUCUGGUCCCACCCCACAACGUGGAGGGUCAGGUGUUGCUACGGCUACGACGGGGUUCCUCUCCCACCAGGGUCUGCAGCUGCCUGCUUCAACCUCUGGGGCGCACGUGGCUCUGGCUCCCACCUGUUCACUUAGUGAGGACCUCCCCUCUACGACGACAACGGGAGACGCAUGCAGAAGGAAAAAAACAAAGACCAACGUUCCUGUGACGCGCAGGAAGAAAGGUCAAAUGGACGCAGCCGUUAAGAAGACUUCAGUGAAGGACUGUACCAGUAUGAGCUCUGCUGCUGGUUCCACCUCCAUCCUCUCCACCUCCAGCCCCUCCACCUCCAGCCCCUCCACCUCCAGCUCUAACAGUAGGGUGUCGUCAGGCGAACCGGACGGAGGAGGAGUUUGGAGCGAUAGGAAAUGGAUCGUGAACGAGUCGAAGCUCAAGGAGCUUUUCCAGACGUGUCACCAGUGCGGCGCUGCGUUGCGUAAUCGGACCAUAACCGCGUUGGGCUACAGCCAAAUCAAAGUCACAUGGACUUGUCCCGAUGAGCACCGAGGAGAGUGGCAGUCGUGUCCCGACGCGUUCGGUAUCGGUCACUACCUGCAGACGGUGGGUUACAGAGUGUUGCUGGACUCCAUGAAUAGUCAGUUUGUAAGUCACGACUAAGUAUCUACUACAGUGUUUGUUAUCUAGCAAAUACCAGGGUCGUAGUAGCCUCCUAUUAGCAGACUGAUGACCUGCUGCCAGACUGAUGACCUGCUGCCAGACUGAUGACCUGCUGCCAGACUGAUGACCUGCUGCCAGACUGAUGACUGCGGAGCAAAACACAAUGGAAACUUACAGGACUUGACUGGAUGUACUGGGUUGAGGGGUACUUCACUAUGGAUGUACUGGGUUGAGGGGUACCUCUCUAUGGAUGUACUGGGUUGAGGGGUACCGCUCUAUGGAUGUACUGGGUUGAGGGGUACCUCUCUAUGGAUGUACUGGGUUGAGGGGUACCUCUCUAUGGAUGUACUGGGUUGAGGGGUACCACUCUAUGGAUGUACUGGGUUGAGGGGUACCUCUCUAUGGCUGUACUGGGUUGAGGGGUACCUCUCUAUGGAUGUACUGGGUUGAGGGGUACCUCUCUAUGGAUGUACUGGGUUGAGGGGUACCUCUCUAUGGAUGUACUGGGUUGAGGGGUACCUCUCUAUGGAUGUACUGGGUUGAGGGGUACCGCUCUAUGGAUGUACUGGGUUGAGGGGUACCUCUAUGGAUGUACUGGGUUGAG
This is a messenger RNA of Oncorhynchus nerka (sockeye salmon), 2456 nucleotides long. RefSeq lists its product as uncharacterized. Lineage: Eukaryota; Metazoa; Chordata; Actinopteri; Salmoniformes; Salmonidae. Bases 827 to 1852 code for a protein of 341 amino acids. The record is from RefSeq and is a predicted model, not a curated record. The transcript is spliced from 4 exons.